This is a messenger RNA of Leucoraja erinaceus (little skate), 492 nucleotides long. It is a transcript of the gene rps27a, whose product is annotated as ribosomal protein S27a. Gene Ontology annotation, cellular component: nucleus; cytoplasm; ribosome. The transcript has 4 exons. Gene Ontology annotation, molecular function: protein tag activity; ubiquitin protein ligase binding; structural constituent of ribosome. The record is from RefSeq and is a predicted model, not a curated record. The annotation marks the transcript as partial. NCBI's taxonomy places the organism in Eukaryota, Metazoa, Chordata, Chondrichthyes, Rajiformes, Rajidae. Gene Ontology annotation, biological process: modification-dependent protein catabolic process; protein ubiquitination; translation.
GUAUACGGUAGCAAAUUCCGAUUUUUGUUACAGGUUGAACCCUCGGAUACCAUUGAAAAUGUUAAGGCUAAGAUUCAGGACAAGGAAGGUAUUCCCCCUGAUCAGCAGCGACUGAUCUUUGCAGGAAAACAAUUGGAAGAUGGCCGUACACUUUCUGAUUAUAACAUCCAGAAGGAAUCGACUCUACACCUUGUAUUGAGACUUCGUGGUGGUGCCAAGAAGAGGAAGAAGAAGUCCUACACUACCCCAAAGAAGAACCAACAUAAGAGGAAGAAGGUUAAACUGGCUGUCCUUAAAUAUUACAAGGUGGACGAGUAUGGGAAAAUCUAUCGUCUACGCCGUGAAUGUCCCUCAGAGGAGUGUGGUGCUGGUGUGUUCAUGGCUAGUCACUUCAACAGGCAGUAUUGUGGAAAGUGUUGCCUGACAUACUGCUUCAACAAGGCUGAAGAUGCAUAAUUAUAUACAUUUUAAUAAACUAUGAUGGAAAACAAA